CGUUACUGGGUGACGCUGUAGGCAUAGGCUACGACACCCUCCACACCCAAUUUGUUUUCUAAAUAUCCCUUCCUCAAACCCAAAAAUCAAGUUGACAAAUCCUACGCACUUAAAUAAAAUAGUGACUAGCGUAUAUUGAAGUUCGUGCAAACCUACAUGACUGCGCAUUUCGCUGCGUAACGCAUAAGAAAUAAACAAAACCGGCUAAACAAGAUGUGGAAAGCAGCCACGGACGUGGCCGCGCCGGCUCCGGCGGAGGCCGACGACUGGGACACGGACCCCGACUUCAUAAACGACGUCACAGAGCAUGAGCAGCGCUGGGGGCCUGGCGGCAGAAACGUCGAAGCUAUAGACAUGGCGAAACUCCGUGAGGAGGUGCUGGAGGCGGACACAUUGUCUAAGAAGAAACAAUACGAGCAAGGGCCCAAGUCUUCUUAUGGUUACGGGGGUAAAUUCGGCGUGCAGGCCGAUCGGAUGGACAAGUCGGCCGUCGGCCACGACUAUAUUGGCCAAGUCGAGAAACACGUCUCUCAAAAGGACUACGCUCAAGGUUUCGGAGGUAAAUUCGGUGUCCAAACCGACCGAAUGGACGCCAGCGCGGUGGGGCAUGACUACAUCGGCAAAGUGGAGAAACACGAGUCGCAGAAAGACUACUCUCAGGGCUUCGGGGGCAAAUUCGGCGUGCAGACCGACCGCGUUGAUAAGAGCGCGGCCGGCUGGGAGCACCGCGAGCAGAUCGAGAAGCACUCGUCCCAGAAAGACUACUCCCACGGGUUCGGGGGCAAGUUCGGCGUGCAGGCGGACAGACAGGACGCCGCCGCCGUCGGCUGGGAGCACCGCGAGCAGGUCGCCCCGCACGAUUCACAGAAAGAUUACUCUCGCGGGUUCGGGGGUAAAUUCGGCGUGCAGACGGACCGGCAAGACGCGUCGGCGGUGGGCUGGGACCACCACGAGAAGGCACCAGCGCACGCCAGCCAGCUCGACCACAAGAAGGGUUUCGGUGGCAAGUUUGGCGUGGAGACUGACCGCGUGGACAAGUCCGCCCAUCGCUUCGACGAGGUCGGCAGUGUGGGCACCAACUACACCAAACAGAAGCCCGACAUCGGCGGCGCCAAGCCGGGCUCCAUCCGGGCCAAGUUUGAGAACAUGGCCAAGGAGAAAGAACAGGAAGCAUUGCAGUCUGUGCAGAAAAUACGCCAACAGAGGCUACAAACGGACAAGGAUUUAUCGCAAAAGGAAAAAGACCGGUUAGAGAAAGAAGAACGCGAAGCUCCCGUCAAACAAUCAGAGCCAGUCAGGCAACCGGACCCGGUCAGGCAGCCGGAACCGACCAGACAACCGGAACCGGUCAGACAACCAGAACCAGUGAGGCAAGCGGAAUCAGUCAGACAACCGGAACCGGUAAAACAACCUGAACGGGAACCGACACCGGAACCGGUUGAGGAGAAGGUUAACCUGCCGGACGUCACGUUGGUGCAGCCUAAAGAGAAAGAAGAGAUGGCUCGGCAGCCCACAAUAGUGAUGUCGCCGGUGGGCUGGGAGGGCGCGGAGGGCGGCGAGGCGGAGGAGGAGGACGAGGAGGGCUACACGGCGCGGGCGCUCUACGACUACCAGGCCGCCGCGCCCGACGAGAUCAGCUUCGACCCCGACGACAUCAUCACCAACAUCGUCAUGAUCGACGAAGGCUGGUGGCAGGGCAUGUGUAAAGGCGCGUACGGACUGUUCCCCGCCAACUACGUCCAGCUGCAGGACAAGUGAGGUGUAUACAUUCCUUUACCAAUAUAUUUAUCAACAUUAAUCAAACCCAUGAAACAUUGACAACAAGCGAAAUUCACUGACUACUAGGAAUGAAAAAACACUCCUUUAGUAUCGAAAUUGGACGUUAUUUUAUUUUGGGAAAAGGAUCCAACCCAAAAACGUCUGUCAAUAAAUUUUGAACUUACUGUUAAAACGAAAAAUCAUUCAUUUAAAUGGCAUACUUCAGUAUGGAUCCUUUUUGCUAAACCAUGUCCAAUUGGAUUGUUAAAUAAAAGGGUUUAAUCGGGUAAUUUUCAACUUACCUACCUCCGACGUCUCGUGACCGACAUUGCCCUCUUGGUCUAACCUAACAGAAAGGUUGCCCGUAGGUGGUUUUAAAAUGUAUUACUCGGCUGUGCGACGGAAAGGAGGGUAAUGGGUUUAUUACGCGAUUUAGUCCUGCCUUAUUUUAUAACUAUAUGAAAUAACCGUGAAAAUAUUAAUCACUACCUAUAUCGAAAUUUUACAUCAAAUUUCUAUAAAAUAUAAACGAAUUGAUUAACACUCGUAAUGCCCCAUUUAUUGUUAACAUAAUAAUAUUAUUCCAAUUGAAUUCAUUUCGUGCACUUAUUGACUUUGUAUCAUACUAAUUUUAAGUAAAUUCUUCAUCUUUUUAAUUUAGUGUAAGAGUUAUUGUUAUCGCAUAGACUUUAUCGUAAGUCGGGCUCGAGAUUAAAUACUGUACCUAUUUGGCAGUCAUACGCACACUAUUAAUACUCGUAGGUACAG
Messenger RNA from Cydia splendana, 2526 nucleotides. RefSeq names its product src substrate cortactin (gene Cortactin). Lineage: Eukaryota; Metazoa; Arthropoda; Insecta; Lepidoptera; Tortricidae. Gene Ontology annotation, biological process: regulation of actin filament polymerization. Bases 214 to 1758 code for a protein of 514 amino acids. The transcript is spliced from 12 exons. Gene Ontology annotation, molecular function: actin filament binding. The record is from RefSeq and is a predicted model, not a curated record. Gene Ontology annotation, cellular component: cortical actin cytoskeleton; plasma membrane; site of polarized growth.